GCCAAAAUCCUGAGCAUGAUGGAAGACAAUAAGCAGCUCGCGCUCCGCAUCGAUGGGGCGGUCCAGUCGGCCAGCCAGGAGGUGACCAACCUGCGAGCCGAACUCACGGCCACCAACCGGAGACUGGCGGAACUGAGCGGCGGCGGCGGCCCCGGCCCGGGCCCGGGAGCGGCGGCCAGCGCCUCGGCGGCGGCGGCGGACUCGGCGGCGGCGAACAUGGAGAACCACCAGCACAGCGCACAAGUGCUCCUGCGGGAGGAAGUGUCUCGGCUCCAGGAGGAAGUCCACCUUCUCCGGCAGAUGAAGGAGAUGCUGACCAAGGACCUGGAGGAGUCGCAGGGCGGCAAGUCCUCUGAGGUCCUCUCGGCCACCGAGCUCAGGGUGCAGCUGGCCCAGAAGGAGCAGGAGCUAGCCAGAGCCAAAGAAGCCUUGCAGGCCAUGAAAGCCGACCGGAAGCGCCUCAAGGGCGAGAAGACGGACCUGGUGAGCCAGAUGCAGCAGCUGUACGCCACGCUGGAGAGCCGCGAGGAGCAGCUGCGAGACUUCAUCCGCAACUACGAGCAGCACCGCAAGGAGAGCGAGGAUGCCGUGAAAGCCCUGGCCAAGGAGAAGGACCUGCUGGAGCGCGAGAAGUGGGAGCUGCGGCGCCAGGCCAAGGAGGCCACCGACCACGCCACGGCGCUGCGCUCCCAGCUGGACCUCAAGGACAACCGCAUGAAGGAGCUGGAGGCCGAGCUGGCCAUGGCCAAGCAGUCCUUAGCCACACUGACCAAGGACGUCCCCAAACGGCAUUCCCUCGCCAUGCCGGGCGAGACGGUGCUCAACGGCAACCAGGAGUGGGUGGUACAGGCGGACCUCCCGCUGACGGCAGCCAUCCGGCAGAGCCAGCAGACUCUCUACCACUCGCAUCCCCCCCACCCCGCCGACCGGCAAGCGGUCAGGGUGAGCCCCUGCCACUCCCGGCAGCCCUCUGUCAUCUCCGAUGCGUCUGCCGCUGAAGGCGACCGGUCAUCCACGCCAAGCGACAUCAACUCCCCUCGACACCGGACACACUCCCUCUGCAACGGCGACAGUCCCGGCCCGGUUCAGAAGAACCUGCACAACCCUAUUGUACAGUCACUAGAGGAUCUUGAAGACCAAAAACGGAAAAAGAAGAAAGAGAAGAUGGGAUUCGGCUCCAUCUCGCGCGUCUUCGCCAGAGGGAAGCAGCGGAAGUCCCUCGACCCCGGCCUCUUUGAUGACUCAGACAGCCAGUGCAGCCCCACGCGGCAGAGCCUCAGCCUGUCGGAGGGCGAGGAGCAGACGGACCGGCUGCAGCAGGUGGAGCUGGUCAGGACCACCCCCAUGUCCCACUGGAAGGCGGGCGCCGUCCAGGCCUGGCUGGAGGUGGUCAUGGCCAUGCCCAUGUACGUCAAGGCCUGUGCGGAGAACGUGAAGAGUGGGAAGGUGCUGCUGAGUCUGAGUGACGAGGACCUGGAGCUGGGCCUCGGCGUGUGCAGCUCCCUGCACCGGCGCAAGCUGCGGCUGGCCAUCGAGGACUAUCGCGACGCUGAGGCGGGCAGGAGCCUGUCCAAAGCCGCUGACCUGGACCAUCACUGGGUGGCCAAGGCCUGGCUGAAUGACAUCGGCCUGUCCCAGUACUCCCAGGCCUUCCAGAACCACCUGGUCGAUGGGCGGAUGCUGAACUCCCUGAUGAAGCGGGACCUGGAGAAGCACCUGAAUGUGUCCAAGAAGUUCCACCAGGUCAGCAUCCUGCUGGGGAUCGAGCUGCUGUACCAAGUGAACUUCAGCAGGGAGGCCCUCCAGGAGCGCCGGGCCCGCUGCGAGACGCAGAACAUAGACCCCGUGGUCUGGACCAACCAGCGGGUGCUCAAAUGGGUGCGAGACAUUGACCUGAAGGAAUACGCCGACAACCUGACCAACAGCGGCGUCCAUGGGGCCGUGCUGGUGCUGGAACCCACGUUCAAUGCCGAGGCCAUGGCCACCGCCCUGGGCAUCCCCAGCGGGAAGCACAUCCUCCGGAGACACCUGGCAGAGGAGAUGAGUGCCAUCUUCCACCCGGCCAGCUGCUCAGGCAUCCGGGAGGCAGAGCGUUUCGGGACGCCCCCCGGGAGGGCCUCCAGUGUCCCCCGGGCGGGGAAGGAGGAGAACAGCGGAGGAAUCAAGUACAAGGCCGGCCGGCUGCCCCUGGGGAAGAUAGGAAGGGGCUUCAGCAGCAAAGACCCUGAUUUCCAUGAUGACUAUGGCUCUCUUCAAAACGAAGAUUGCGGAGAUGAUGACUCCCAAGACCGACCAGAGCAGUGCCGUCUGGAGGGCUACAACGGCCUGGAAGUCACCAACGUGUAAGGAACUGAUGCUCCACCAGACCCAACGUGGAGAGAGCCAGGGAGGAGGGGCAGCCAGAGCCAUGCGAGUGUACGUAGCGGCCUCGGGCUGAGGGUGCCCCUCCACUGCCGGCCAACGUCCCAGCAGACUGCUGCCGUUUCCUCUGGAGCACCCAGCAACCAGGGGGCAGCAGCCUGCCUGUCCUGGGCAGGCUGUGGACUUUCCUGCUCAGCGGGGGAAGCCUGGCCCGGAGCACCCAUCACAGUGGCCAGCUCCUCCGUCACCCAGGCUCCACCUCAGAGUGACUGUCAGCCAUCGACAGCCGAGUGGUCCCCGCAGCCUUGACCUGAGCUGCCAAGGUGGAAGAGGCCCACAGUUCCCCAAAACACCCGCCCAGGAGGAGCAGGUGGGACUCAACCAGACACAGUGGAGCCCAGAAGGGACAGUGCCAGAAGCAGGCAGAGCCUGCCAUGGAGUUAGGUCCGUGACAAACAUACCAAGUAUGGCAGUGGUUUGGGGACUGAGCGCAGGGAAAUGCUUGCCAUUGUUAACCCAGCAAACCUUUGCUGUGAUGUCCCUGUCACCUGAAACAUCAGUGUGCUCACCAGUGCCCUAACUGAGAUGAAUCUGGCAGAGCAGAGUCAUUAAGGUGGGGAACAGAACCCCAUGCCCUUCUUUUGAUUCGACCACUGUUUUGCUGUGUGGCUCUUUCCCAGUGGCCUCACCUCUCUGUGCCUCAACGUCUUCAUCUACAACACUUCUGGUUCCCACCAGGGACGUUGUGAGGAUUAACAUUUGCUAAUGUCUGUAACACACUUUGUGGCCUCUCAGGAGACGGGUGGGAAGUUA
Equus quagga is the source of this 3174-nucleotide messenger RNA. RefSeq names its product kazrin, periplakin interacting protein (gene KAZN). NCBI's taxonomy places the organism in Eukaryota, Metazoa, Chordata, Mammalia, Perissodactyla, Equidae. The record is from RefSeq and is a predicted model, not a curated record. The coding region runs from base 16 to 2346 and encodes 776 amino acids. Gene Ontology annotation, molecular function: protein binding. The transcript has 15 exons.